GCUCCCCCGCCCGCUCCAACAUGCCCUCAGUGCGCCUGCCGCCGCGCCCCGGGCGCUAGACCGCGCGGCCGCCAUGGGGAAUGGGAUGAACAAGAUCCUGCCUGGCCUGUAUAUCGGCAACUUCAAAGAUGCCAGAGAUGCAGAGCAGUUGAGCAAGAACCAGGUGACACACAUUCUGUCUGUGCACGACAGCGCCAGGCCAGCACUGGAGGGGGUUAAAUACCUGUGCAUUCCAGCAGCGGAUUCACCAUCUCAAAACCUGACAAGACAUUUCAAAGAAAGUAUUCAAUUCAUCCACGAGUGCCGCCUGCGAGGUGAGGGCUGCCUUGUUCACUGCCUGGCCGGCGUCUCCAGGAGUGUGACUCUGGUGGUCGCAUACAUCAUGACGGUCACCGACUUUGGCUGGGAAGAUGCCCUGUGCACUGUGCGUGCGGGGAGGUCCUGUGCAAACCCCAACCUAGGCUUCCAGAGGCAGCUGCAGGAGUUUGAGGAACACCAGGUCUGUCAGUUCCGCCAGUGGCUGAAGGAGGAGUACGGAGAGAGCCCUUUGCGGGAUGCAGAAGAAGCCAGAGGCAUUCUGGGUAAAUACAAAGAGCAGGGGCGCGCGGAGGCCCCACCUGGCGCCAGGCGCUGGGGUGGCCUCCCGGCCUCACCUCCUCUGGCCUACGGCAGCUGCACCACGGAGACCUAG
This is a messenger RNA of Lipotes vexillifer (Yangtze River dolphin), 691 nucleotides long. RefSeq names its product dual specificity phosphatase 22 (gene DUSP22). Gene Ontology annotation, biological process: signal transduction; protein dephosphorylation. The transcript is spliced from 7 exons. The coding region runs from base 74 to 691 and encodes 205 amino acids. The record is from RefSeq and is a predicted model, not a curated record. Gene Ontology annotation, molecular function: protein tyrosine phosphatase activity. Lineage: Eukaryota; Metazoa; Chordata; Mammalia; Artiodactyla; Lipotidae. Gene Ontology annotation, cellular component: cytosol; plasma membrane.